This is a messenger RNA of Cucumis melo (muskmelon), 1087 nucleotides long. Its product is annotated as probable glutathione S-transferase. The transcript has 2 exons. Gene Ontology annotation, biological process: glutathione metabolic process. Gene Ontology annotation, cellular component: cytoplasm. Gene Ontology annotation, molecular function: glutathione transferase activity. Bases 68 to 736 code for a protein of 222 amino acids. NCBI's taxonomy places the organism in Eukaryota, Viridiplantae, Streptophyta, Magnoliopsida, Cucurbitales, Cucurbitaceae. The record is from RefSeq and is a predicted model, not a curated record.
CGAGAAGACUGAGGAAACUGAGAGUUAAGUUGACAUUGAAGAGAGGAGGAAGGUGGGAAGAAGAAAGAUGGAGGAAGAGCUGAAGCUGUUCAGAACAUGGUCGAGUCCAUUCCCUCUAAGAAUAGUAUGGGCACUGAAAUUGAAAGGGAUAGAAUACGACACCGUUUACGAAGAUCUGGCCAACAAGAGUCCAUUGCUUUUGGAGUACAAUCCCAUUUACAAGAAGGUUCCUGUGCUCGUCCAUGGCGGAAAGCCGAUCGCCGAAUCGCUCGUUAUUCUCGAAUACAUUGAAGAAACAUGGAAGCAGAAUCCAUUGCUGCCUCAGGAUCCUUACCAGAGAGCUGUUGCUCGCUUUUGGGCUAAAUUUGGGGAUGACAAGGUUUUGGAAUCUAUAAAGAAAGUGUUUAUGAACCAAGGAAAAGUGAGAGAGGAAGGUGUGGAAGAAGCCUUGGAGAAUUUGAAGCAUUUGGAAGAAGAGUUAAAAGGAAAGAGGUUCUUUGGAGGGGAGGCCAUUGGGUUUGUGGAUAUUGCAGUGGGGUGGCUUGCAAACUUAGUUAGUGUAAUAGAGGAAGUUGUUGGACUUGAAUUGAUAACUGAAGAAAGGUUUCCCCUCUUAUCCAAAUGGACAAAGGAAUUUGCUGCUGCUCCAAUCAUCAAUGAAAACUGGCCACCUAGAGACAAGCUUAUCGCUAAGUACCAAGCAUUGCAUCAAACUUUUAUGAGUAAACAAGAAUAGUUAUGAACCUUGGAUAUCCAACUUUCUUCCUCUAGACAGCAACCAAAUCUAUUGUUCUAUAGAAUAAUACAGUAGUUGUAAAAGCAGACUCAGAGUGUUAAGAGACCGUGCGAGGGGGGAAAGGUAUAGUGAUUAAUUGUCAUAAGGAGAGUUUAAGUGAGAUUGAGUUAUGUAUCAGCAUUUCAACUUGUCAUGAAGUAUGUUGUGAAUUUUGUGGUUUUAGACCUCAUAUAGACCUUUGUAACAUUUUUACAAGGCUAUGGUAUUACUUUCCCAGGUCCCUGUGUUCGAAGUGGUGUUUGUUCUAUGAUUUUAAUAAAUUUAAGCUUAUAAAAACUUAAAGGUUGAUUA